Messenger RNA from Cokeromyces recurvatus, 1518 nucleotides. RefSeq names its product stretch-activated Ca2+-permeable channel component-domain-containing protein. The record is from RefSeq and is a predicted model, not a curated record. Gene Ontology annotation, biological process: calcium ion import across plasma membrane. The coding region runs from base 1 to 1518 and encodes 505 amino acids. Lineage: Eukaryota; Fungi; Mucoromycota; Mucoromycetes; Mucorales; Mucoraceae. Gene Ontology annotation, molecular function: calcium channel activity; protein binding. The transcript is spliced from 2 exons.
AUGUUUAUAAAAUAUAUUUCUAUCAUCAUUUAUUGUUAUCAUCUUCAUAAUGUCUUUUCGCAAUCAGUGACUACUCAAUUAAAAGAUAAUCAAAUAUUAACUUCAACUCUCCCAGUUAAUGGUUAUAAUUAUUAUUAUUUUAGUAGCUCAUCUUCUAUGAAUCAAAUGUUCACAAAGAGAGAUCAACCUGAAAUUUAUCUUUCAGUAGCUACAUGCAGUCAACCAAUACCACCUGUUAAUUAUCACGAAACGAUUCCAUCCCUAAAUAUAUACAUUUCAACUUCAAAUGCAUUACCAGGCUCUAAUGAUGACAUCUUGGCUAACAAUUCAGUUAAUGGACUUAUGAAUUGGACAAGUGAUGGUCAGACAUCAGAGAUUUGGAUUGCAGUAGGGAGCCCUAAUUUAACAGCUUCUUGGAAUGGGAACUGGACAUAUGAAAUUGGUGUUUCCACCAGCCAAUUUAUGCAUUUAUUAUUUGUCAAUAAUGAAGAAAUAGACAAUGAUAUACCCUAUAUUACUUUAGAUGAUACAGAUAGAAAUCAUGCAUUAUUUUUAUCCAGCCCUUUUCAAGGAUCAGCGCCUAAUUCAACUAUUUUGAUGACCCAUAAUUUACCUAAAGAAUUAUCUUAUUCGCUUUGUGCAGCCAGACUACACAAAUCAACUCAUUAUAAUGUAAAUACUACCGUGACUUACCGUGGUCCAACUCAUGGUCCUAAACAACAGUUUAUGAUAUCUAAUUUAACUUCAAAUACAGCUUAUACAGCUUAUAUGCUUCAAACAAGGGGAGCUCUAAUAGGCAUGACAACACCCAUCUAUCUAAAGACAAAGAUGGAAGCUAAUUGUCGAAUUAUUUAUGAUUUGCAAUUUUGUGAUCAAGUAGCUUACAGUGUGCCUGUAAAUCCAGAUGCGCUUUUGACAAGCAGUAUACAGGAUCUUGUAAAUCAAUACGACCAACAGGCCUUGGAAAAAUUUAAACCCUUUGACAUUGCUCUCUCACAAUUUAAUUGCGAGACAACACUUUAUUCGCUCGUGCGGAAUUGUACAGACUGUUAUAGAGAUUAUAAGACCUGGCUCUGUGCAGUCACUAUUCCACGCUGUACAGAUUCUUCUAUGAAUGCAGGUCUUCAUCAGGGUACAGACAAUGUUGCUGCUGCACCUGCAUUACGUGAUAUCUCUGUCAAUGCAUCACGUAACCCUUGGAUAGAUGAGUCAAUACAACCAGGUGAAUGGACUGAAUUAUUACCCUGUAUUGAUCUCUGUUAUCACGUUGUCCAGAGCUGCCCUCCCUUUUUAAAUUUCUAUUGUCCUGAACCUGAUUUGAGGUCAAUACAAUAUGGAUAUUGGCAAAAUGGCACAGCGUCUGUCAAUGGUACUGUCUAUCAUUUCAAUAUAAACAAUCCUACAUGUAAUCGAGUCGGCAUAAGCCCAGGUCUGUUGACAAUCAGUCAUACUUCAACACUCUAUUGCUCGUUUAUUUUGUACAUUGUCCCUCUUUUUACUCUUUUAUUAUUAUUAUGA